This is a messenger RNA of Brassica napus (rape), 672 nucleotides long. RefSeq names its product putative defensin-like protein 119. The record is from RefSeq and is a predicted model, not a curated record. The coding region runs from base 368 to 589 and encodes 73 amino acids. The transcript is spliced from 2 exons. Lineage: Eukaryota; Viridiplantae; Streptophyta; Magnoliopsida; Brassicales; Brassicaceae.
UUAAUAUAUUUAUUGAUUAUUAAGAUUUCCUAGAGAUGUUAUAUAUUUGAUUGAUUAAUACAAAUAAUCAAAUAUAUAUCAUAUUAAGUAAUUAAUUCAAUGAUCCUAUUAUGACUUCUCAAUGGUAGAUAAAAAUAGUGACUCUAUUUUAAUAGAAUAGAUUUUUUUCAAAAAGAUCCAUAAUAUAUAUUGACUACUAACUGAUUUUUUUUAUCUAUUUCCUUAUUGCAUACCAUAUACCAUUAUUGUAAAUAUAUAUGUAUAUAUAUGUAUGCAUCUAACUCUAUAAAUAUAAUAUUUAUGUACACUACCAUUAUAAACGUUGCUUUGUUCUUUCAGAAAUUCUCUCCAAACUGUAACGCCAAAAAUGACUAAAGUCUCUAUUUUUGCUUUCUUCAUGAUCAUCUUCGUUUUAGGAAUGGUGAUUCAAGAAACUCAAGGACAAAUGUGUCAUGCUCUUGGAAUGAAAUCAAACUGUAAUGAUGGCGCAUGUGCCAAUCUGUGUAAGCUGAAAUGGAAGGGAAGCGGCUCGUGCUUCUCAAACCAACAUGUUUACAGUUGUAUAUGCAAUUUUCCUUGCAAAAUUUAAAUUUAUCUAUCUUUAUAGAGUUAUUCUUGGGUCCACCCCAUAGAUAGGUUCACCAACCAAUAGGAUUUCAUUAUUUCAAAUUC